Messenger RNA from Heteronotia binoei (common prickly gecko), 2486 nucleotides. RefSeq names its product transcription elongation factor A N-terminal and central domain containing 2 (gene TCEANC2). The transcript has 4 exons. The record is from RefSeq and is a predicted model, not a curated record. Gene Ontology annotation, cellular component: nucleus. Lineage: Eukaryota; Metazoa; Chordata; Lepidosauria; Squamata; Gekkonidae. Bases 41 to 667 code for a protein of 208 amino acids. Gene Ontology annotation, biological process: DNA-templated transcription.
AUUAUAAUCAGUGACUUCUGCCUGUUUUAAGGUUUGCAUCAUGGAUAAGUUUGUCAUACGAAAACCCAGAACUCAAGCAUGUCUUAAGAAGAAAGAUCCCAGAGAAAAGAUUUACAAGCAAGCCACUUUAGAGUCUCUGAAGAGAGUUGUGGUGGUAGAAGAUAUAAAAAGAUGGAAAUCUAUGCUAGAGCUUCCAGUUCAAACUAAAGAGAAUCUAAUUGUGGCCUUAGAAGAACUAAGGAAAAAAAUUCCCUCAAAAGAAGUUCUCCGUUCCACAAAAAUAGGUCAUACAGUCAACAAAAUGCGUAAGCAUCCAGACCAGGAGGUGGCCACUCUUGCAAAAGCUGUGUAUACAGAGUGGCGAACAUUCAUCAAAGACCACUCAAACAAACCCUCAAUAGAAGUGAGAAGUGAUCCUAAAACAGAGAGUCUUCGAAAGAAUGCGCAGAAGCUACUUGCUGAAGCUCUGCAGAUGGAGAUUGGUCACCUGCUGGUGGAAAAUAUUGAGCGAGAAGCUUUUCAUCUGUCUUCCCGUCUCAUUAAUGUGCCCUACCGCAGGACCAUGCGAGCCCUUGUGUUUGCUUUAAAGCACAAGCCUGAAACUCGAGCACAAGUCCAAAAUGGCGUGUUGUCACCUAGCACAUUUGUACAAAGCCACAAGAAGUAACUCAGGUGCCUGGCACAGAUUUGGAGGGUUGGCAUGACUGUAUCCUGUGGAGAAAUAUGGAACCUCAUCUGUCUUUCAGAGUAAAAGGAUAGCAUUAACAAUAGCAAUCACUCAGUAACAUCAAAGGAACAAGAAUACUUCAGGAAGUCCAUUGGUCACCAAGUUUUCAUUUGAUGGGAAAGGUCUUUUGCAAUUCAGGGUGUUUUGCAAUUCAGAGAGCAAACUGGAAUGGGGAAGCCAGUCUUUACUUAAUGGUAAAUAACUUCAGCUGGAAACAGACUUGGCCUUACUGAUAAACACAGGUCCUCUUGCCUAUGGCUAAAUACCUACAUGGGCUUUGUCUUAAGGAAUCAGAAGGAUGCUUAGAAAAAACUCCAGAUAUGAGUUGUGAAGGGACCACGAUUGGACAUGUGGGGUGAAGGUUAUCCCCACCCACUAUCUUCUAGAACAAGGGUGUCAUACUCAUUUGUUAUGAGGGCCAGAUUUUACAUAAAUGAGAUUUUGUCAGGUUGGGCCAUGUGUGUCAUAAAAUGUAAUUCCAGGUAGCAGACCUAUAAACUUGAUAAAGGACACAAAGAUUUUUUUUUAAAAGUAAAACAUUAGCACUUGUUGGUCUUAAAGGUUUUUUCUUUGUAUCUCCCCUGUGGGAUCCAGGGAACUGAGCAAAAGAAGUUCUGGUUCUUUCCUUCCUUCCCCAGGGGACCACAAGGGGGAGGAGCUUCAGCCAAUAGAAGGAAGAGAGGCUUGGCUCAGUAGUUCUGCUGUUCGAUUGAAAGAGCCUGGCAAAGCAAGCUCUCCUUCCCCCCCCCUUCCUCCCCAAGGGAGGAGCCUCAGCCAAUGGUGAAAAUAGAGGUUUUGCUCUGUAGCUCCUGUGUGAUUGAGCAAACCUGGCAAAGCAAGCUGUGAUGCAGAAGGAAGCAAGGUAAAGGGAGAAGGAAGCAGACAACAGUCAGUUGCUCAGGGGCCUGAUAGGAUUUUGCCCCCAGGCCGCAUGUUUGAUACCCCUGUUUUAGAAUGUAAGGCUUUCUCUUCAUAUACCAUUUAGAAAAAUACCAGCUAGGAAGCUAUGGAGGCUGUGCAAAGUGUAACCAGGCCCGGGGCUAGGGGUGCCUGUGCCCCUUGGCCGAAUUCUGAUCAUCCGCCCUCCCAUCUCUAUUUUUGCGUGUGCGCCCCGAUGAUGUCACUGCCACGCCCACCCUGGACUUUGCCGAGGCUUUCUGGACCUCGGAAGAGUCCGGAGGGGGGGGCGUGCACGCUCAGAGUCGGCACUCAGAGCUGAACUUUGCAGUGGGUGCGGGGCGUGGGGAGAGGCGGCUGCCUACUUGGCCUAUUCCUGUGCGCCGGCCCUGAGUGUAAUGCUCUCAAGUGCCUGUAAGAUGUAUUGUGAGUUUACAAAAGAAAGUCACACUUGGUGCAAUUAUCCAACAGUAUCUUUGUCAGCUUCUGGUGGCUUAGAUGCAGGCUUUACUCCUGAAGUUUGGAAAGACAGGUGGCUUCUUUUUGUUGUGUGCUACAACUGAAUAUGAAACUUAAUGCAUCAGAUAGUUCUGUUACAUGUGAAUGUUUUCAAAUAAUGGCUGUCUUGAAUUUACUUACCUUGUAUUGACCUCCCUCUUUUAUACUGUCAUAUUUUCAUUUGGCCUCUAACCUUACAGUCCUGUGUUUUCUUUAAGCAAGGUGACUUUUUUUCCUUUUAGUGACACAAACAAGAACUGUAACGAAAUUUCUAGCUAUAGCUUACUGGAAGUAAAAAGCCUUUAAAUUGGUCUCUUCAAGAAAAUCAAAAGAUAUUAAACUGAGGACAACUGUAUACAAUGUU